This is a messenger RNA of Drosophila sulfurigaster albostrigata, 2372 nucleotides long. Its product is annotated as arginine/serine-rich coiled-coil protein 2. Lineage: Eukaryota; Metazoa; Arthropoda; Insecta; Diptera; Drosophilidae. The record is from RefSeq and is a predicted model, not a curated record. The transcript has 4 exons. The coding region runs from base 241 to 2298 and encodes 685 amino acids.
UACUUGGUUUUUCCUAUUACAUUGUUCAGUGUAAUUAGUACGAUAUUGUGAAUGCGGUAUAUUUCGGUAUAUUUAUCGACGUAAAAAAGUAAAUAUCAAAAUUGGCGUUGCUGCCACACGCCGCGGGUCUAUGCAGAAAAAAGGAAAAAAUAGCAGCAGCAGCAGUGAUAGAUUUAUUGAUUUUAAUAUUGAAGUUUUGUAGCGAACACGCGCUAAAAUCAAUUGAUUUAUACCAAUAAAAUGGAGGCGCUGGUGAAUUAUAGCAGCGAGGACGACAAUGAUGAGGAUGGUGGCUACGAGAUAAGGGUAAAUACACAACAACAACAACAGCAGCAGCAGCAGCAGCAACUAGAAGAUGCAGCUGUGGCAUCCACAUCACGACGUCGUCGUCGUUCACGCUCCAGCUGCUCACAGCAAUCGCAACCGCCGUCAUUGGAGACAUCAUCUUCAGUAACAACAACAACAUCUGCUGCUGCUGCCGCCGCCGCUGCCGGCAUGCGACAUAAAAGCAAAAACAAAACUAACAGCGAACGUCACAACAACACCAACAGACGUCAGCGUCGACGCUCGAGCAGCCGCAGCCGCAGCGACGGCGGCAGCGACAGUGGUGCCAGUGAUGACAGUGCUGAUGUAAACGACAAGGCGAAUAAAAAAGGUCUGGCAACGCUGUCGCCAUCAAAUGCCGCAUCCAAGGUGGCGGCUGCGGGCGAUCAUCAGUCGCAUUCACAAAUGCCGCAAACGCCGCCUUUGCCAACCGCUGGACGACGCGGUGGUGGUGGCGGUGACUCAGGCGGUGGCCAUCAUCACCACCAUCACCAUCAUCAUCAUCACAGGAGCCGAAGCAGCCGACAUAAUAAUACUAAUAAUCACACUGAUGAGGAGGCGCAUGGACGCAGCAUCAGCGGAGGCGGAGGCGGAGGUGGAGGCAACAGACAGCGCGACUCGGAGCGUAGCAGAGACAAGGAGCGCGACAAAGACCACAGCAAGAGCGAGCGGCAUCAUCAUCGCACCAAAGAGAGCAACAAGGAUAGUGAUUACAAGCGAGAACGUGAUCGCGAUCGCGAUCGUGAACGAGAGCGAGAGGAUCGUCGCGGCAGCGGCAGCGGUCGGGACAGGGAUAGAGAAAGGGACAGGGAUCGGUCGCGUCAUCACAACAAGGAUUCACGCUCCAGCAACAACAACAACAACAAUAACUCAUCCUCCUCUUCGACGUACAAAUCUCAGUCGCAGUCACAGUCGCAACGUCGCUCCUAUGACGAUCAUCGCAGUCGUCAUCGUCGUCGCGACUCACGCUCCCGGUCCCGUUCGCGUUCACGAUCUCGUUCACGCACGCCCGCUGGAACGCCGUCGGCAUCGAAUCGCCGCCGUUCACCACAACAGCAACAGCGAAAGUCAUCCGGAGGCUCCUCAUCACAAGCGCAGACAUCACGCAAAUAUCGAGCACGCGGCUCGCGCGACUCCAGCAGCCGCUCUAGAUCGCCCAACGAUCGCUCAAACUCGCACGCAAAGAGGCCAAACGAAUUGGAGUCCUCUCGCGGCAUGGCAACACCUGGAGCACUACUCCUGGGCAAGACGGGAGGAGCUGGUGGAGCCCUCUCGGAAGCUGUUGCCCUCGCUGCAGCGGCAACUUCAAGUGGAGCCGGCGCCUUAAGUGGCGGCGCCGGUUUGCUCCCCACACCCAACUAUGCACCGAAGAUACCAUCGCUAAUGUCCCUAGAGCUGAGCACACCGCCCAUUGUGGAGGCACAACAACACCAACACCAACAGCAGCAGCAGCAGCAGCAGCAGCAACAACAGCCGGCAGCCUUGCAGUUGCCCAAAUACUAUAAUCCGGGCAUUAUCAAUGCCAAUCGCUAUGCGGAACAGCAGCAGAAACGCAAGUUACUGUGGGGCUCCAAGAAGAGCGAGGAUUCGGCCAACAAAUGGGGCAAUGCUCACUUCUCCCAGGACUCGGAUGGCAAAGUGGCCUCCAAGUUUAUGCGCCUCAUGGGCAUUAAGAACACCGGCGACAACAACAACAUCAGCGGAGGAGGAGGCGGCGGCGGCAGCGGCGGCAACAACAGCAACAUCAACUCAGCAGCCACCGCAGGAAGUGCUGACAAAUCAGAUGCAACGACUGAGCCGAAUAGCAAUGGCAGCAAUGCGUCUGGCUCGGGAUCUGGAACUGUGCCAACCGAUGUGCAGCAGCGUCAGCGCAUGUUCUCCAACAUGGAGCAACAAUACGAAGUGGCACGUGCCGCCACACACACAAUGCGGGGCGUGGGCCUUGGUUUUGGCUCCCAGCCACGCACCUAUUAAGACGGCGACGGCAUGAGAGAGAGGAGAGGGAAGGGAGUAUAAAAGAAGAGAAGAGAAGAGCUGAGAAGAGAAGA